Phodopus roborovskii (desert hamster) is the source of this 1078-nucleotide messenger RNA. RefSeq names its product lin-28 homolog B (gene Lin28b). The coding region runs from base 1 to 837 and encodes 278 amino acids. Lineage: Eukaryota; Metazoa; Chordata; Mammalia; Rodentia; Cricetidae. Gene Ontology annotation, molecular function: nucleic acid binding; zinc ion binding. The transcript is spliced from 4 exons. The record is from RefSeq and is a predicted model, not a curated record.
AUGCGAACUAAAUUUGUGAUCGCACAAAAUCAAGAUGUUAGGCGGAUGCUGAAGAUCACUCCGGUCCAAAGGGAAAGUUUUCAUCUCUCGAGUUUGAAGCCGAGGGCCGGCGGGGCAAGCAAAGACGAAGAGUCAGAAAAGCUGCCAGAGCCGGCAGAGGAGGAGUCCCAGGUUCUGCACGGAGCUGGCCACUGUAAGUGGUUCAAUGUGCGCAUGGGAUUUGGAUUCAUCUCCAUGAUAAACCGAGAGGGAAACCCCUUGGAUAUUCCAGUGGAUGUAUUUGUACACCAAAGCAAACUAUUCAUGGAAGGAUUUAGAAGCUUGAAAGAAGGCGAGCCAGUGGAAUUUACAUUUAAAAAGUCCCCCAAAGGCCUUGAAUCAAUCCGGGUAACAGGCCCAGGUGGGAGCCCCUGCUUAGGAGGCGAAAGACGACCUAAAGGGAAGACACAGCAGAAGAGAAAACCAAAAGGAGAUAGAUGCUACAACUGUGGUGGCCUUGACCAUCACGCUAAAGAAUGUCGUCUACCUCCUCAGCCAAAGAAGUGCCAUUACUGUCAGAGCGUCAAGCACAUGGUGGCAAACUGCCCGCACAGAAUUGUCGCACAGCUGCCCACCAGUUCUCAGGGAAGACAGGAGGCAGAAUCCCAGCUGUGCACUUCUGCUUCGCCCAGAGAAAUGGGAGGGAGCCAUGGGUGCACGUCACCGUUUCCUCAGGAGGCAGGCGCAGAGUUGGCAGAGCCGCCGUCAGACAGGUCACCCCAGGAAGUUUCUUCCCUGAAGGCACCAGAGGAGCAAAACAAAAAGGGGCCUUCAAUUCAAAAACGGAAAAAAACUUAAUACUGGUCAACCUUCUCUUCACCCGGUUGGGAAGUCUACCUCAUGCAAGCACAGGGGAAUAGCAUUCCACAGACAGCAGCUGACCGGGUUCUAACUACUGCUGAAGAACUGGGGGUUUUUAAUCAGACAAAUCACUCUUAAGCAAAUUACAUUUAAGCAGGGUGUCAGGUUUUACAGACUUGAGAUACUAUAUAUAGUAUGUGUACAAGUGAAAGGGGAGAUGUGAGUAUGUGUGUGUGUG